AUGACUGAUACCUUUCAAUCUAAAGACAUUCCAAUAAUCGAUUUUUCAUUAUUUGAAACAAAUCGACCUCUUUGUGCUCAACAAAUUAAACUUGCUUGUGAAAACUUGGGAUUUUUUUAUUUAAAAAAUCAUGGAUUUAAUGAAAAAGACGUAGAAGAUACAUUUCAUUAUACUAAACUUUACUUUGACCAACCUCAUGAAGAAAAACAAAAUUAUAAAAUAAAUGAACAUUAUUAUGGAUAUAUUGAUCUUCGUCAAGAAUUACUUGACCUUGAAACUCAAAAAAUUGGAGAUCAUAAAGAAUCUUUUAAUUUUAGUAAAUUUGAUGAUAAUGAUGACCCUUUAGCUCAAACUUUACCUCCUUUAUUUAAUGAAAAGAAAUCCUUAUAUUCGUCUCUUUCAAAAAAAUGUCAUCAAUUAUGUUUGAAAUUAUUACAAGCUUUAGCAAUCGCUUUAGAAAUACCACAAAGUGAAGGUGGCGAAUAUUGGUUUGAAUCAAAACAUAGUUAUGAUUUAAAAUCUGGUGAUUGUUUACGACUUAUUCAUUAUCCUCCAACGGUGGUUAAGAAUGAUCAAAAAGAUAUUCGAGCUGGAAGUCAUUCAGAUUAUGGUUCGAUGACAGUCCUCUUUCAAAAAGAGAUUGGUGGUCUAGAAAUUUUACCUCAUAAUUCUACAGAAUGGGUCCCUGUUCCUAUUAUUCCAAAUCAUGUGGUAAUAAACGUUGCUGAUUGUUUACAAUUUUGGUCAAAAGGUUUAUUUAAAUCUAUUAAACAUCGUGUAAUUUUUCGUGAAGAUACUUGUAAUUUGGAUAGAUAUAGUAUUGCUUAUUUUUUUCACGCUGGUUCUGAUAUUGUAUUAGAUCGUAUUCCUUCAAAAUUAAUUCCCAAAGAUGAUGAUAAUACAAAAUAUAUUACUGCUGGUGAACAUUUGCAAAAUAAGUUGAAUAUCUCGUACCAAAAAGUUUAUUAA
Messenger RNA from Dentiscutata erythropus, 969 nucleotides. NCBI's taxonomy places the organism in Eukaryota, Fungi, Glomeromycota, Glomeromycetes, Diversisporales, Gigasporaceae. The record is from the annotation of a GenBank genome assembly.